Messenger RNA from Darwinula stevensoni, 750 nucleotides. The record is from the annotation of a GenBank genome assembly. Lineage: Eukaryota; Metazoa; Arthropoda; Ostracoda; Podocopida; Darwinulidae.
AUGAGCAGUGAAACUAUGAUCAAAUGGAAAGAUGCCAUUCUGAGAGGACCUUCUCAGUGCAUCAGCAGUCCUAGGAAGGCAAUCGAGAUCCACGAGAACCGCUUCCAGUCGGCACGACCCAUCCGGUGCGUGUCGCCUAAAGACAAGGAGCCUUUGAACUCUCUCCACCCCCUCGUGGAGGAUGCAGGACUAAGCAUGGCAGGCUCUCUAACUGCCUCACAGGCGUCACUUCACACCUUCCAUCACAAAACACCAUUCUUGGACCCCAUGGGAAGAACCGUUUCCUUGAUGUCAGGACUUCACUGCUGUUGGAAAUACGACCGGCACCUCUUCCAAAUCGAUAAGUGGGCAUGUGGGAAAUGGGGGGGAGAUGCUCGACUUUCCUGUUUCGUAGUGGACGACUUAACGGAAGUACUGACGGGACUUCCUCGUGAGGUGCGUCACAUACAGUAUAUCUGGCCGGUCGUUUGGGUCGAGCGGAGACGCACCUUGCCUUGUGAAGGACAUCACAGUGGCGAGAUGAUUCACACCCACUUCAAAUGGUUCAAAUGGCUGGUCCAAAUGUCAGUCGUGCUCGAUUCGCACAAGAAGAAUGUUGGACAUCCUAAACGUCCACGACACGAGUGGACGAUCAAACUCGGACCACAUGAGCCAAAUGUUCUUGAUGUAAACAUGGACCUCUCUUGCCGAGCCUUCAGACUCUGGAUACACAACUCAGGACUUGUCUUUACCUUCUUAGUCCCAGUUCAG